Molecule: messenger RNA, 749 nt
Organism: Lolium rigidum
Lineage: Eukaryota; Viridiplantae; Streptophyta; Magnoliopsida; Poales; Poaceae
Exons: 3
Coding region: 200-676 (158 amino acids)
Source: RefSeq, a predicted model, not a curated record
UCUGCCUAGGAAUGGAGCCGACAGCAUCAAGGAGAGGUCAGGAAGGAGUAAUCCCAAUUCGCCCCGGUUUUUCCCCUCCUGGCUUCCUCCUCCUCAUCCAAUCCGUCACGCUGCCCGCACUAGAUUUCGUGCUUCCGCCGCCCCGGCUUCUCUAUCCACCAAAAUCGGACGGCCAACUCCACCGGGAAGAGGCUUCUCCAUGGGCGAAGACAUAGACGCAGGGCGGGAGUUGCUGCCGACGGUCGCGAUGUUGGCCAUCGGCAAAAGAGCGGAGCUGCAGCGCUGGAGGAUGCGAUGUGCUCGCUCCGAUUCUUCAAGGAAUACAUCGGCCAGCAGCACAAAUUUUUGGGCUCCUCCAACCCAUCCAGCACCGCACCGUCCAGCCUUCCUCCGUGUCAUCUUUCUUAGGAGACGAGAGUGGAGCAGACACAGAUCUGAGGCCAGAUGCGCGUCAUGUGACUCUGACAACCCACAUCUCAGCAACAAUUGCUUUUCUUCGGCUUGCAGGGUGUUGGCUACUUGGGUUAGGUGCUCCGUUACAGGGGACUUUAUCAAUUGCAGCACAGAGCUUCUAAGCCUUAUUCACCAUCUUUUUUCAACUGGAUUGAGGGAUCCCGUGCCACCUAUCGUCACCAUGCUCCUCUGCAUCCACCAUGUCCCUCGUCAUGUGUGGUAGCCAGAAGGCCCGCUUUACCGGAAACGAGACAGACACAGAGGCAAAGUCGUAUGCGCCAUCGUCGCCCAAGUCG